This is a messenger RNA of Folsomia candida, 5140 nucleotides long. RefSeq lists its product as uncharacterized. NCBI's taxonomy places the organism in Eukaryota, Metazoa, Arthropoda, Collembola, Entomobryomorpha, Isotomidae. The record is from RefSeq and is a predicted model, not a curated record. The coding region runs from base 329 to 3169 and encodes 946 amino acids. The transcript has 8 exons.
ACUCGACACCUCAACCCUAUCCAUUUUGUACUCCUUUCUGCCACCAUGGUUCUUCUGCUGCUAUGGAGGAAACCACCACCGACCGAGAUAUACAUAUGCAUAUCCCCAUAUAUCCCAAUUCCAAUGACUACCACCAAACUAAAGGAAACCAGCCAACCAGUCGGGAGAGUAAAUACUAACAAAAAGUGUCAUUUGAUAAUACAGGAAUUAAAGGGCUCGAAGUAGUGUUUAAUUGAUCCUCAGGGCCCCUAGUGGUCAGUUAACUUGUGUGGAAUGAGACCCGAUCUUCUUCUGGAAUAUGUGAGUGCACAACUUUCUCCAGAGGACGAUGAGGCCACUGCCUGAAAUUCGACCGUCAAACAACAAUAAUACCACCACGACAAGUAAGGCAAGCUUGAGCAACGGGGACCUGGAAUUGGGGGGACUCUCACACUCUGGGAAACUUCUCUCGGUCAGCAACAAUAAUGCGGCAACAUCCGGACCCGAAAGACCCCUCAUCGUGACCAGAUCCAAGACGGUGAAAGUACUGCGGUCUGGCCGGAGCAGAGCGUUGCAUUCCUCGUCACCCUGGAAGAAGGACAAGGAGUCGAACCACCACCAACAUCAUGUCAACGGCUACGCAAAAAAUCUCAAGAAUCGAGCCCUCAACGGGAUCAGCUCGUCGAAACACAGGAACAAUAAUCAUCAUCAUGGAGCGUCGCGUGAUACGACGGCGUCGUCGUCGUCAUCACGGACACGGUCUCCAAACAAGAAUUCUUCCACAUCAUCUCCAGGAAAAAUCCGCUCCUCUGCGUAUGCCAAGCAUUACAAGAGUUAUCGAAGAAACUCCUCCACUACUCGUCGGAAUUUAAUGCUGAGUCGCUCCCCAUCCACGCCCCCACCACCGUCGUCGUCUUCCUCCCCGUCGUCGCCUCAAAGAAACCAAAGAUCUCUCAAGUUCAAGUCCACAACCCCAAAUUCUGGGAGGUUACGACUACGUCCGGGUGACCUUCAUGGGACCACUCGGACGACGCAACAAGGGAGAAGGCCAGUGCAAAAGGUGAAUAUCGAGAAAAGGAAGCCAAAGAAUCGUCCAACGUCCCCACUAACGAAUGGGGCGAGGUCACCCAUCCAGUCCUCUUCCCACUCUUCCGUUAUUCAUCCCAACAGGUUGGCGAAAUCGAGGUCCACGUCGGCGUCAUCCUCCACUUGCUCCACACCUCUCUCAUCCCCAAAAUUUAGCAAGGACAAGGACAAGGACAAGGUGCAGAGAAGGUCCGCUUUGUGGGUGCUGAAUUGUGAGGCCGAAGAGUUCCUGUUUGGGGAGACUGCGGCAGAUAAGCACGAGCUCGAGCUGCCACCUUCCUCUUCUGUGACUUCCUCCAGCCCACAUGAGGGCGAUUCGCCACCCCCGAAGAAGCGGCGCCGAUGGAGAGAAACUGAGCUGAGUCAUUUGCUGGAGACGAGUCCUUUCUUGGAGUCCAAACUGAGAAGUUCUUCCUCUUCAAACUCCACGUCCCCUGCAGAUCAAGAUUGUGGGAGUAGCAGCAGUGGACGUGAGUCACCUUACAAAAAUGGACAACGUCUCGUCAAUAAUCAUUCUUCACCAUCGCCGAACAAGAAACGGGUCAAUAUUAAGCUCAAAUUUGAUCAAGAGCGACGACCGCAAAAGUACAAAAACGGAAACUCCUCAUCCGCUGAACCAUCACCACAAAAAGGGAGGAAAAAUGGAAAAGUUGUCAAAAGUAUGAAAACCUUUCGUCGACGAUUUGAAGACAUUUCAGAAGAAAAGUCGGCAGUGACGUCGGCGACAACAACAACACAAAAUGUUGAAGAGUCUGAAGGUCUUCGCGACUUUGGUGCAAGUUCUUUCAUCAAUUUUAACUGUGAGCUUUUAUCUCCACGCUCGAAUAACUCGGUGGAUAAGGCGUUACAACUUCGAGAAACGCUGGAGCAAGUCAAGUGGACGUAUUCCUUUGAGACUCCAUGUGUGGAUGAGAGUUGGUAUUCCACGUUCAACCGAAGAGCUGACUUUAUCCUGUCCUACAAGUCUUUCCUCGUCCCACCAACCUUCUCCGGCCCACCCAUCCUCCUCCCCUAUCAGCUCGACAAGUCCCAACUCCUCCGCCGAUCUCGAAAAAAGAAACUUGCAAAAAAUUCGAGAAAGUCGCCCCGUUGUCACGCCUCCACGCUGGCAAUCCUGUCCUCCACGGACACCCCACUCGUCGGUGCUGCCACUACUUGUUCUUCUUCAGAGUCUCCGCUGUCCUCACCGUCCAAACCUUCAUCGUCGGAGCUCCACCAUAAUCAUCAUCCCCACAACCACAGACCAUCACUCCCACCAAUCUCCGCCCUCCACUCGGCUCCUUGUGAUGCAUCUCUGGAAGCUCUGUUAAUCUCGACACAUUCAACCGCACCCCAGCCCGUCCCACCACUCCUUUCGCCCUUCACCAAGUUCGUGUCUGAGAAUUCAGUGCGGAUUACCCGAAAACGAAACUCUUCCGCUCAGGACCCAUAUCUCCUCUACCAACGGACGCAACAACAGCAAAGUAGCAGUAGAGCUGGUGCUGUGUCCGCUGCUGCUCGGAGUCAAAGUCAGCAGGAAGACGUUCUCACGGCGCAGCAGUACUUGUGGGACUCGAUUCAAUUCCUCUCCGACCCUUAUGUCGUGUCCAUCUUGGCCGGUGACGAUCCCAUGGCACACCUCACGACGAGCACCACCAGCACCGCCGCCCAACCAUAUGCAAAUGCAAACAACAACAACAGGUGUUCAAAUAAGGUGUCAUCAAUUUCCACCAGGACGCGUCACGCUUCCUCAAAGUCGGUUGGUCGUGGUGGGCAACCAAAUGUUCCACCACCAAAGGGAAGUCCUGCCAAGGGGAGUGGUGGCUCCACUAGUACAAAUAAUAACGGCAUAAAUGGGAAGAAUGGGCUCGUGACGACUGUGCCGCAUCCACUCCGGUCACCACCUCCACAAAAUACGAGAUCUUCUUCAAAUAAGCCACCAAUGUCACCCACGCUUUAUCAUUACAACCACAACAACACUAAAUCUCCUGUCGUGGCCAUGACGGAUAUCUUUAAAAAGCAGCACAACAAGAAAUCCCGUGGGAGCCUGGUGAUUGUAGGCGAGGAUAAAGAAGAAGAACUACUCUUUGUGGGCGACGGCCUCCCAGCCCUCCCGUCCUGGUAACAGCACGUGCAUGUCGGUACGAAAUCCGGUGAUGGUGUCGUUAGUGGGGCAGCUAUGCCGCAGUGGUCUCAAUUCUAGCCAAAUCCAUCGGGAAAAAACUUUGAAAGAAACUUUAUGGUGUUCAGCAAUUUGUUUCAGUAGAUUUUAAAUCAUGCAUUAUAUUUUAAUGGUAAAGCUCUUUGUACAUAAGUUACUUACGGUAAGGAAUGUCGACUUUUAGUUGGGUUUCAAAAAUUAUUGUAUUCAAUACAUGUUCACCUCCAGUCCAAUCCUAACUAAUUAUUUACAUGUAUUAGGUAGGAUGUUUUUUUUACAUCGGUUGAUUUUUUUUUAAUUUUGACUCCCGUUGGCGUUGUUAUCAUUUUAAAGAAACAGUAAUAAUUUUGAGCAGAUCUAUCAACACAUUAUUCUAACAUUGAGACGACAUAAUUUAAUACCAAAGUAUAAUUAUUUCCUCAUCAACGUUAGGAGCCCCAUUUUGGGCUAAAAAUGAAAGAGUCGAGUCGAUACACUUUAAUCAGCGUUAUUGCCAAUGAAUAAUAAGGGACAUCGAUCAAUUGACUGUAUUAGCAAAUUGACUGCUCAAAACAUUUCUCUACAUUUUGCAGGGAUGGACAAAAUACUUUGUCAAAAUACAGUAUUUUGAGCUCUGUUCUUCCCAGGGGUUAGAUUUCCGGGGCUGUUACACCCACAAAAAGAGGAAAAUCUACGUGAAGAAAACAACUGUCAAGUAAAAAUACAGGUUUUUCUAAGAAAUUAGCCUUUAUCGCUGUCAAAACACAUUUAAUUUCGCGAUUUUCAAAAAAUAAAGUAUUUUGACAGCGAAAAAAGUAAAUUUCUGCAUAAAACCUGUAUUACUGUUGCCUUCUCCGGGUAGAUAAUCAUCCUUUUGUGGGUGUAACAGCCCCGAAAAGCCAAAUUUUGAGAAGAACAGAGCUUAAUGUAUUUUGACAAAGUAUUUUGCUUAUCCUUGCAUUUUUGUUUACUCAACUAACAUUAAUUACGGCGUAGUUUUAUUUAUUGACGGAUUUGGAAAUAGGAUGUGACUUCUUAAUUAAAAUUGUAUUGUAUUAGUUUUUUGAUUGGCUGAAUUAAAUAUGCUUUCCACUCUCCGUAUUCAAUGACAGGAUUACAUGCAUCAAUAUUUUAUCAGACGCAGAUUUGUAUUGCAACUUUUAUUUAUGCAUUGCUUAUAUUUUGUAACUUAUUAUAAAAACUAGUUAUAAUUUUUUAAGGGAAAUAUUAUGAAUAUUAUUCAAGGGAACCGUGAUGUUGGAACUGUGCUUUAAUGCCAACUCUCUCGUAUGUAUUUUAUUAAGGGUAGUGCAGUAAAGUAUUUAAGAACCAAAAUUAAGGGUAUUGGAAUCUAUCGGGUGUAGGAAAAAUAAUAUAAAUUAGACUGGAUAUUAUCAAAAUAGGUAGUAAAUUUGCUAACGAAAUCUGUUUAAUCAUUCAGAAAGUACGAAUUAGAAUCAAAAUUGUUACGUAAUUCAUAAAUGACUAAAAUCCAAUAACUGGACUAUCCUCGCUUUAACUAAAGUAAAAGGAUCACUGGAUGUAUAAUUAAUGAUACGUUUUUGUGGUCUGUUCUUUUCGUGUGGAUAUAAAUAAAAAGAAAGGGUAACGUUUAUAGCUAUGUUCUUAAAUGUUCGCAAUAUCCACGUUAAAUCAGCCAGUCGUUAUCGAAUCCAUUAUUUUGACGCCCAUUUUGUACCGUAUCCCCGAUUCUUACAUGUCCUAAGGGAAGUUCCAUCAGUGAACUAAGUAACAAAACCAAUAGUUAAAUUAUAUAUUAUGAUAGCUCCAACUGUUUUUAUAUUGCAUAAAAUGUGGAUAUAUGUAUUGCGGUGGUAUGGUAUUCCCUUAACACUAAAGUUUUGUACACACUGCCAUUUGUACCAUGUAUAUACAUACGUUUAUAUAGAAAAUAAAAAAGUAUUGGGUAUCAUCUCAAAUAAUCAAUCACAGCAA